AAUAUUUUGGCAAUUAAUCCAUAUUUUUGGAAAACACCGUACUGACCAAACAAAACUGGUCAGUGCAUCAGAUGCCUAGCCUUCAAGUUUUCCACUCUGGGGCUACCUCUUAAGGUUUGGCUUUGGGUGGGGGAGUUUGACCUGCAGCAAGUAACCUCACUUGUUAGCAAUUAAUUUCCCCUCUGGUCAAAAGGGCUAAAUUAAAGACUAUCCUUCCGCAUUCUGAUGCUCGUUUGAGAUAAUUCUAGAGUUCGCCCAUCUCUUUACUAAGCCUUCCGAUACUACCCAAGGUCCCACUCUUCUUAAAGCAUUUGGAGAAUUUUCGGUUUCCUACUGGACAUUUUAAAACUGGGGUUCCUAUGCAUGAAAAAUUUUCCCAGGUUCUCUGAAUGGGAUCCUGCUGGGAUGCAAAGAGUUAAGAGGAAAUAGCCAAUUAGGGUCUAGCUAAUCUGAGAAGUUCAGGACCUCAAAAGUAUCUAGAGCACUUCUAAGAGGCCUGACUCAAAGACGCUAGGGUGGCUUAUCCACCCAGCGCCCGCGAAAUCCUCGAGGAACUGCAGAGCAGAACCUACGAGGAGACAUUAGCAUUCCGUGCUACACUGGACCAAGGCCUCGGCGGAGCGCGCAGAAGACAACUCUGGGCCGGUUAAACCAACCCAGGACACCCAGAGGGGAUCUGGAAAAAUUGCAAGGAAAACAUCAUUUCUCUAAGAAAAUUUUGGGUAACAGAAAUUCUGGACAACAGGGCAUACCAAUUCAAUCACCAUGAGUUGGAGCUUCCUGACUCGCCUGCUAGAGGAGAUUCACAACCAUUCCACAUUUGUGGGGAAGAUCUGGCUCACUGUUCUGAUUGUCUUCCGGAUUGUCCUUACAGCUGUAGGAGGAGAAUCCAUCUAUUACGAUGAACAAAGCAAAUUUGUGUGCAACACAGAACAGCCGGGCUGUGAGAAUGUCUGCUAUGAUGCAUUUGCACCCCUCUCCCAUGUACGCUUCUGGGUGUUCCAGAUCAUCCUGGUGGCAACUCCCUCCGUGAUGUACCUGGGCUAUGCUAUUCACAAGAUUGCCAAAAUGGAGCACGGUGAAGCAGACAAGAAGGCAGCUCGGAGCAAGCCCUAUGCCAUGCGUUGGAAACAACACCGGGCUCUGGAAGAAACGGAGGAGGACAACGAAGAGGAUCCUAUGAUGUAUCCAGAGAUGGAGUUAGAAAGUGAUAAGGAAAAUAAAGAGCAGAACCAACCCAAACCCAAGCAUGAUGGCCGACGACGGAUUCGGGAAGAUGGGCUCAUGAAAAUCUAUGUGCUGCAGUUGCUGGCAAGGACCGUGUUUGAGGUGGGUUUUCUGAUAGGGCAGUAUUUUCUAUAUGGCUUCCAAGUCCACCCGUUUUACGUGUGCAGCAGACUUCCUUGCCCUCAUAAGAUAGACUGCUUUAUUUCUAGACCCACUGAAAAGACCAUCUUCCUUCUGAUAAUGUAUGGUGUUACAGGCCUUUGCCUCUUGCUUAACAUUUGGGAGAUGCUUCACUUAGGGUUUGGGACCAUUCGAGACUCACUAAACAGUAAAAGGAGGGAACUUGAGGAUCCGGGUGCUUAUAAUUAUCCUUUCACUUGGAAUACACCAUCUGCUCCCCCUGGCUAUAACAUUGCUGUCAAACCAGAUCAAAUCCAGUACACCGAACUGUCCAAUGCUAAGAUUGCCUACAAGCAAAACAAGGCCAACACAGCCCAGGAACAGCAGUAUGGCAGCCAUGAGGAGAACCUCCCAGCUGACCUGGAGGCUCUGCAGCGGGAAAUCAGGAUGGCUCAGGAACGCCUGGAUCUGGCAAUUCAGGCCUACAGUCACCAAAACAAACCUCACGGUCCCCGGGAGAAGAAGGCCAAAGUGGGGUCCAAAGCUGGGUCCAACAAAAGCACUGCCAGUAGCAAAUCAGGGGAUGGGAAGACCUCAGUCUGGAUUUAAUCCUGGCGGGCUUAAAACCUCAGCUUUUCAUAGUUUAUGGUAAGCAGCAGCUCACUGAAUAAUGACUUCCAUUGAGUAAACAUUUGGCUCUGGUUAUCUUCAGGGAUGCUGUUGGCUCAUGAUCCAAGCUCAGGGGACUCCAAAGGCGGGGCUGAGCUGAGGGGGAGAAGGAAACACAGAGUUCCCGGGCACAUGUUCUCAGCAAUAAUACAGUUGCAGAACUUUA
Molecule: messenger RNA, 2182 nt
Organism: Callithrix jacchus (white-tufted-ear marmoset)
Lineage: Eukaryota; Metazoa; Chordata; Mammalia; Primates; Cebidae
Gene: GJC1
Product: gap junction protein gamma 1
Biological process (GO): cell-cell signaling
Cellular component (GO): connexin complex
Molecular function (GO): gap junction channel activity
Source: RefSeq, a predicted model, not a curated record